Molecule: messenger RNA, 1077 nt
Organism: Synchytrium microbalum
Lineage: Eukaryota; Fungi; Chytridiomycota; Chytridiomycetes; Synchytriales; Synchytriaceae
Product: dTDP-glucose 4,6-dehydratase
Exons: 6
Coding region: 1-1077 (358 amino acids)
Biological process (GO): nucleotide-sugar metabolic process
Molecular function (GO): dTDP-glucose 4,6-dehydratase activity
Source: RefSeq, a predicted model, not a curated record
AUGAGCAACAGAUGCAAGUAUCCGCCAGACCCCGCCAUUCGUAACGUUCUCGUGACUGGCGGCGCAGGCUUCAUAGCCUCACAUGUAAUCAACUAUCUUAUUGCCACCUACCCGGACUACAACAUCAUCAACUUUGACAAGCUGGACUAUGUCUCAUCACUCCAUAACUUGCAGGCCGUAUCUGAUAAACCCAAUUAUACCUUUGUUCGGGGCGAUAUCACAUCAGUCGAUCUAGUAAACUAUGUUGUUCAAGAACGGAAUGUGGAUACGAUACUUCACUUUGCUGCUUCAACACAUGUCGAUAACUCGUUUGGUGAUUCACUCGAGUUUACUCAUAACAAUGUGAUGGGAACGCAUGUGCUAUUGGAAGCUGCUCGUGAAUUCCAAGUCAAGAAGUUCAUACAUGUUAGUACUGAUGAGGUGUAUGGUGAAACUCAAGCUAAUAUGCCAGAUCGUGAAGAAGAGACGAUAUUGGCACCAUCGAAUCCGUAUUCUGCUACCAAAGCCGCUGCAGAAUCGCUGGUUAAGGCAUACCAGAAGUCAUUCAAACUACCAGCCAUCAUCACACGAAGUAAUAACGUAUAUGGACCGUUUCAGUAUCCAGAAAAGGUCAUUCCGAAGUUUAUUUGCUCGUUACUCUCUGACAAGAACCUGUACUUACAUGGAGACGGAUCAAACUCACGACACUACAUCUACAUUACGGACGUUGUUGAUGCGAUUGACACCAUCAUGCACAAGGGCGUUUCCGGUGCCACCUAUAACAUUGGAGCAGGCUCAGAUUCAGAAUUGACGAAUUUGAAUCUUGCUCGUAUCCUAUUACGCAAAUUCGGGUUACAAGACCGUGCAUCUGAAAUAAUUGAGCACGUAGCUGAUCGAGCAUUCAAUGAUCAACGAUAUGCUAUUGAUUCGAGUAGACUUGAAGCGUUGGGAUGGAAGCAAUGUGUUGACUUUGAUACUGGGAUUGCUGAGACAAUUACUUGGUAUCGAGACAAUUGGAAGACGUGGUGGGAGCAAGAAGUCGAAUUGAGACCACAUUCGAAGGCUAGAAGGAGGGCGCUGGCCGUCCCAUCGACGUGA